CCAAAAAUAGAUUAAAAUUCAUUCACAUAUCUUAUACCUCACUUACAAAUUCAAUUGUUACCUAAAUUCAGGGUAAACAAAAGGGUGGAUUUUUUAGCUCUCUCAAUGAAGAAAUGCUUCAAAAGGUGGCGGACAAAGUGAGUGCUAGAGAUGUUUGGUUUGAAUUGGAGAAAAUCUGCUGCCCUAUGUCCAUACACCGAUCUCAAGAAGGCAGCACAAUGCAGCCAAUAAUUGAGGAGGAAGAAACUAGAGCUAAGAUCACUCUGUUACACAAAGCACUUCACGAUUCUGUUGGGUUGAAGGAUGACGUCGAGAAGUCUUUGCAAUUUAUGGUUGAAAUUGCGGGUGAUGCAUUAGCCAUAAAAGAAUGUGUUGGGGAAACACCUCUUCAUUAUGCUGCUCGUUUUUGCAAUUUAUAUGCAUCAAAAAUUCUUGUCAACACAAACUCUAAUUUGCCUCAUGUUGCAUCCGUCAACGGUCUUUAUCCGAUUCAUGUAGCAGCUGAAUAUGGUUAUGAAUUUGUCGAUUUGGUUCGUUACUUCUUCAAAGUUACCACGGAUCCUGCUCCUUAUACGGGUCGUGCUGGCGUUAGGCUGCUUUACAGAUUGAUCCGUUCGGACUUGUACGAUUUAGCUACAGAAUUAAUUGAAAAGUUUCCUGAUUUAGCCAAAUAUAGUUCAAAUGAAUUAUCUCCUUUGAGGCUGCUGGCUACAAAGGUAAAUGCACUAUGUGACACAGUCCAAGCAUUGGGAAGCAAAUAUUCAAUUAAUGUCUAUUUUUGCAUUGCAUCAGAACCGGUAUACAUCCGAGACAAAGAAUGGAAACAGCAAAAGGCAGUUGAACUAGCAGAAUGCCUUUGCAAGAAGUUAAAAAGUUUAAGGGAGGAAGAGAUCAACUCCAUUGUUGGUGAUCCUCUUCUCCAAGCGGCAUCUUGCGACAACUACAAGCUUGUUGAAAUUAUUGUGAAAAAUUUUCCUUCGUCAGUUUAUUGUUGCAACGAAAAUGGGAAGAAUAUAUUCCACAUUUCAGUAGAAAAUCAUUGCAAAGACGCUUUUAAGUUGGUGUAUGAAAUAAGUGAUCACAGGCAUCGCCUCCUGGCUUCAAUAGAUUUCUCUAAUAAUACCAUGUUGCAUUUGGCUGGAAAAUUAUCACCCGAAAACAAAUUAAAUCGUACUUUUGGCGUGCCUAUUCAGAUGCAACAAGAAUUACAGUGGUUUGAGGAAGUGAAGAAAUGUGUACCGCCUUGUUACUACGAGCGUUUAAACAAGGAGGGUAAGAAAGUGGAUCAACUAUUUACAGAGGAACAUGCUAACUUAAAGAAAGAAGGAGAAAAAUGGUUGAAAGAUACAGCAAGUGCAUGCACUAUUGUUUCAGCUUUGGUUGCUGCCAUUGCAUUUGCAGCUGCAAUUACAGUUCCAGGGGGCCACCAUAGCGACAGUGGACUUCCAAUUUUCUUAGAAACAAGAGCUCUCACCUGCUUUUAUGUGUCAAAUGCAUUCUCGCUCUUCACUUCGUGCAGUUCUUUAAUAUGGUUCUUUUCUAUUUGGGUUUCGCGUUAUGCAGAAGAAGAUUUUCACAGUAAAUUGCCAGCAAGACUAAUGUGGGGAUUUGCAAGCAUGCUUGCCUCCAUAUUAAGCAUGAUUAUCAGCUUUUCUUCAACGCUGUAUAUCGUGUCCGGGCAGAAAAUAUGGGCUCCUUCACUAGUGGGUGUUUUCCUUGUGUCACAUGUAGGUUUCUAUAUUUGCAACCUGAUUUCAUAUCAUUUUGGUUCGCAUACGUGUAAAGCUCUGCGCUGGUGUCUCAACUUUUCAACACAAAGGAAAAAAGAACCACAUUCUUCAGCGAGGCUAUAA
Messenger RNA from Lycium ferocissimum, 1853 nucleotides. RefSeq lists its product as uncharacterized. The coding region runs from base 114 to 1853 and encodes 579 amino acids. The transcript has 5 exons. The record is from RefSeq and is a predicted model, not a curated record. Gene Ontology annotation, molecular function: protein binding. Lineage: Eukaryota; Viridiplantae; Streptophyta; Magnoliopsida; Solanales; Solanaceae.